AUGGCGGGCCGCCUUGCUUCGUUUAGACCCUUUGGAUUGGUGUGCGCGAGAAUCGCGUCGCGGGCGUCAUCCCCGUUAUUGAAUUGCUCGUUUGCCACCCUGAAACCAUCGGCGCGUGCGUCGUCACAGUCGUGGGACGAGCUGAGCCAACCCACAGGCGAGUGGCAGAGCACGCUGGGAGCGCCAGUAGCGGUGUCGGGCGUGGGGCUGCAUCUGGGCCUUCCCACCACCGUUACGCUGCUGCCCGCCCCUGCUGCCUCGGGUCGGGUCUUCCACGUGGUGCUUGGGGGGGAUGGCGGAGGGGGAGAGGUGGACAGGGUUGCAACAGGAGCUGGGAGGGAAGGGAGAGUGGUGGAGAUCGGUGCAGAUGUGUGGAGUGUGGUGGACACGCGGCUCUGCACUGUGCUGGCUGCUGCUUCCGCUACCCCGUCCAGUCCGCCCUCCUCCCCUGACGAGUCGCCAGCGGGUGGGGAACGUGAACAGAGUGAAGUGCGGUUGGGAACGGUGGAACAUCUUCUGUCGGCUCUAGAGGGGUGUGGCGUGGACAACUGUGUGAUUCGCGUGGAGGGCGCUGGCGAGAUGCCACUUCUGGACGGAUCAGCAGCGGAGUGGGUUGAACACAUCAUGGCGGCCGGCAUCCACCCCGCCACCCUGCACCGCUCCAACGGCACCACAGGCCAUGCUGCUACCGGCGAUGCUGGUGCUGCUGCUAAUGAUGCUGUGACUGUGGAGAGGAGAAGGUGGAAUUUGCCUGGAAACCAGCCAAUCACGGUGCAGCAUGGGGAUUCGUUCAUCGCUGCAUUCCCCCGAGCUUCACCGCUUCUCACCUAUGGCAUUGAUUUUCCACAUGUGCCGGCCAUCGGGCGGCAGUGGGUGUCGUGGGAGCCGUGCCGCUCACAGCAACCAGCACAAGCGCGAGCAGCAGAGCGACGCCAGGGCGGAGGAGAGGAACCAGGUGGAGCAGCAGAGCAGCCAGUGGGGGCAGCAGCGCAGGGCGAGCAUGGCGAGCAUGGAGAGCAGGGUCAGGAGUGUGGCGACUAUGUGUCGGGCAUUGCGCCGGCGCGCACCUUCUGCAUUCUCGAACAGGUGGAGCAGAUGCGAGCAGCGGGGCUCAUCAGGGGUGGCUCGCUCGACAAUGCCCUCGUGUGCAGCCAAGCGCGAGGGUGGGUGAACCCACCUUUGAGACUCCCUCUGGAGCCGUGCCGCCACAAGCUGCUGGAUCUCAUAGGGGACCUGGCGCUGUGGCCCCACUUUCUAAACUCGCCCCCACAACCCUCUCUCUCCCUCGUCUCCUCCGCCGUUCCCGUCUCCCCCGUCCAUGAGCAGGCGAGCCAUGCUCUGCACGUGGCGUUUGGUAAGGCACUUAUGGGCGCACUCGAGGCAGAGGCCAAGGGGCGUGGCGGGGCUGGGUAG
Messenger RNA from Closterium sp. NIES-65, 1413 nucleotides. NCBI's taxonomy places the organism in Eukaryota, Viridiplantae, Streptophyta, Zygnematophyceae, Desmidiales, Closteriaceae. The record is from the annotation of a GenBank genome assembly.